AUGCACAAUCCCAGUAGCUAUUUUUGUGAUCUUAAGCUAAAAAUUGUAUUGCAACAAAAGUGUAGCCGCCAAAUGGUGUUUAUAGGGGAAAAACCUAUAACAAGUUUGCAAAAUUCGACUUGGUUGUAUACCCCAUUUGGCAGGUAUUUUUGGGUUGAAACUAACAUCUCAGCUCAUACCCCAAAUGGCUCCCAAGGUGAACUUCUCAAGAUUUAA
Messenger RNA from Blepharisma stoltei, 216 nucleotides. Lineage: Eukaryota; Ciliophora; Heterotrichea; Heterotrichida; Blepharismidae. The record is from the annotation of a GenBank genome assembly.